This is a messenger RNA of Cuscuta campestris, 2210 nucleotides long. NCBI's taxonomy places the organism in Eukaryota, Viridiplantae, Streptophyta, Magnoliopsida, Solanales, Convolvulaceae. The record is from the annotation of a GenBank genome assembly.
GCCUAGAGCGGCAAAAGAAUAGAGUUUAGAUCCACGUCCAUGGCCUUCGCGCGCUAAAAUCUCCGAAGCACCAUUUGAGUCUUAGACCAGUGGAGAAGAUGACGUCCACCGCCAUCUGGUCCGCCGCCAUGGCUCGCCGUUACCAUGCCGUCUCGUCUCUCGAUCUCUUGCACUUUCUUCAGCUCUCCAUUGAUUCCCGAACUCUCAAUCUCGCCCAGCAAUGCCAUGCCCGAAUCCACUCUUCCGGCCUCAACCAACACUCUGUUCUCGCAACGAAACUCAUCUCCGCAUACUCCGCCUGCAGAAGCCCUUUCGAUUCGCAGCGCUUCUUCGACUCAUUUGAAACCAAGAAUGUCUAUAUUUACAACACAUUGAUCAACGGGUUCGCGAAAAAUAGGAUCUUUUCUCAAAGCAUUCUUCUUUUUGAGCAAAUGUGGGCCGGAGAUGUUUUGCCGGAUGAAUUCACGUUUUCAAGCAUUGUGAAAAUUUUUGGCGAAUCUGGGGAUUUCAGGUCUGGGCAGAUGGUCCACUGUGUGUGUGAGAAGAAUGGGUUUGUUUUGGACACUGUGGUCGGCAAUUCUUUCAUGUCUCUCUAUGUGAAGAACGAUAGGCUAUCCAAUGCAUUGAAGGUGUUUGAUGGAAUGUCUGUUAGAAAUUUGAGCUCUUGGAAUGUUAUACUUUUGGGCUAUGUGCGUUUGAAAGAGAAAAACUUGGCAAAUGAUUUGUGGGAUUUUGUGAAAGCGAUGCAGAUCGAAGGAUGGGAAUUCGAUGCCUUUACAGUUUCUACAUUGCUGUCAUUCUGUGCGGAAGAUAGGAAUAAGUGGCACUAUGGAAGGGAACUGCACUGCCGUGUUUUCAAGAAAAGUCUGAACUUAGAAAUAGGAUCCGAUUGCGAUGAUCAUCACUUAGGCUGUUGUUUGAUUGACAUGUACUCGAAGAGCGGUAGACUUAAUUCAGCAAGAAAGGUUUUUGAACAAUUAACCCACAGGAACGUGUUUGCCUGGACAUCGAUAGUAAAUGGUUAUGUACAGAAUGGUAUCUUUAAAGAGGCUUGUGCAUUUUUCUUUAAUAUGCAAAUAGAAGGAAUCAAACCAAACAAGGUUUCACUCGUUUCUAUCCUACCCGCUUGUAGUUCACUGGCAAGUUUGAAGGGUGGGAAACAGGUCCAUGGAUUCGCCAUCAAGCAAAAUUUGAGCCGCGAAGUGUCUUUCACAAAUGCUUUAAUGGAUACGUAUGUCAAGACUGGAAGCUUGACUUGUGCAAGAUUGGUUUUUGAAUAUGGAUCCGCUGCCAAGGACAGAAUAUCUUGGAGUACAAUGAUUCUCGGAUACGGAUUACACGGUAGAGGCCAAGAAGCUGUGUUUAUGUUUAAUCAGAUGCUGGAUGAGGGGAUUAAGCCCGACAUGAUCACAGCUGUCGGGGUUCUUUCAGCUUGUGCAAGAUCUGGAUUAGUAGAAGAGGGCAUCAAAAUAUAUGACUCUCUCUUGAAUGAUUAUUCUGUUAAACCAACUUUAGAAAUGUGUUCAUGCAUGGUUGACUUGUUUGGGCGCUCCGGGCAGCUGAACCGGGCACUUGAGUUCAUCAACACCAUGCCCAUGAGACCUGGACCAAGCGUUUGGGGGGCCCUCCUGAACGCAUCCACACUACACGGAAACAGAGAGAUUCGGGAACUGUCAUACAAGUUUCUCGUUCAGAUGGAACCAGAGAACCCUUCGAAUUACGUCUCUCUCUCAAACUUGUAUGCUUCUUCUCAGAGGUGGGAUGCAGUUUCUGAAGUGAGGAGGUUGAUGAAAGACAGAGGGAUGCACAAGUCGCCCGGGCGUAGUUGGAUUGAUAUCAAGAGCGAAACUCACAGCUUUUAUAUUGCAGACAAGGCACAUCCUUGCUCAGAUAUGAUCUAUGAGAGGUUGGAUGAACUUAGUACAACAAUGAAGGAAGCUGGUCUGGAGUCUGAAUUUGAAAGUGGGAUAAAGCUGUGUGAAUGAUGAUGACAUUAUCUGCUAAACCCCAGGGAAACUUUGGGAAAACCUUUCUUUUUUUGCUUGGUGAAUCUUUUGAAAGCCUUUGACAAUGACGACACUCUUCUGAUGCGGCAUGAAACGAUGAUGUUUCUCUUCCAGCAGCCAUCCUACAACCUUAAAAUGAUCAAUCAAAGGGAGACCUCCCGACUCAGAGACAGAAGUACAAAUAAAGAAACUAUUGAAGCACGA